Annulohypoxylon truncatum is the source of this 2151-nucleotide messenger RNA. RefSeq lists its product as uncharacterized. The transcript is spliced from 4 exons. The record is from RefSeq and is a predicted model, not a curated record. Lineage: Eukaryota; Fungi; Ascomycota; Sordariomycetes; Xylariales; Hypoxylaceae. The coding region runs from base 331 to 1833 and encodes 500 amino acids.
CAACAACAGUGAAUCUCAACAAGUAAGCAUCAUAACUCUAACGUCUACCGUGAGGCUCUACUCUAGAGUUCUAACUACCAUUAGGGAACAACUCUACCCAGCCACAGCAGUUCCCAGGGGAGACCGAAAGAGCACAAUAGAGGUCGAGACUCAAACUCAUAUAUAGGAGUCUACCCACACAGUCCAUCCCAUAUUCCACGUUCUCAUACAAGUGUAAACUUGCUUGCUGCUACGAAUCCCCAAGCAAUUAAAGGCAAUGACCUGGGCUCGUCAUCUGACAAGGAUGUCGUGCUUAAAUGUGUCCAAAAAAGCACUGGGCAUCUCGAAAAUAUGUCGAUGUCUACCCGAACAGAGAGUAAAAGGAGAACCAAGGAAUGGUUUGACAGGCAACCAAGACCAGUCGCGUUUCCCCAAAUUAUCGACUUAUCAAAUCGACAACUCGAGUCGAAAAAGAAUAUUUGCUCAACUGACGGCGUUGAGCUAAACUGGCGGUUCAACUCUGCCUCAAGCUUCUUGGAGGCCAUACCAAGCCAUCUAUUCAGCAAGACUUCAGGUGUGUCUAUCUUGAAUAAGAUUCAAGAGGAGGCCGAUGCGUCAAGUAAUCCAAUUGAACAAGAUGACAAGGUGAAACAGGAGCAUCAAUUGCCUUGUCGAGGAGGACUACAAGUGAUUAGACACCACGCAGCUCAAUGCCAAAGUGGAAGUCCUGCGGAAACUAGUACGACCUCCUCCCAACCAAGUCAGAAUUUACUCGGAUUGUCUCAGACUCGGGGGAAUCGAUAUUCUGGGAGUAGAAAAAGGAAAACGGGAGGAGGAAACUCCGGAAACGAUCCAGGAGACGAUAGCGAUGACGAUAGCGAUGAUGAAGAUCCUCGACGACCAAGACCAAGUAGUGGUAAGGGCAAAGCUACAGAUACACCUUUCCUAGCAUGCCCCUAUUUCAAGCACGACCCAAGGAAGUACGUCGGUAGAGAGUGGAGAAGCUGCUGUGGACCUGGUUGGGAUUCUGUUCAUCGGAUGAAAGAACAUUUGUACAAGCAUCACCGUCAACCAAAGUUUAGAUGUAAAAGAUGUGGAGAAAAUUUCAAGAGGGAGAGUUAUCUGGACAAUCACAUGAGAGAGGCUGAAGUUUGCAUACUUCAAGACCUGAAGCCGCUUGAUGGAUUCGACUCAAAACAGGAAGCCAAGCUCAGAUCCAGAAAAAAGCCAAAGCCACCAAUAAAAUUAUCUGAGUCUGAUAAGUGGAGACAAACUUAUAAGAUUCUAUUUCCACUUGUGCCCGAUGCCGAAAUCCCUUCUCCAUUCUAUGAGUAUACGGGAUGUCUCCCUAAUAGCAUAAACGACUAUAAGGAGUUUGUUCAACGGGAAAUACUUGGUCGUCUUCGAGAUAGACUGGAACAUGAUUUUGAAACUCUUUUCAACAUUGUUGAUAAUAGUUCCAAGCAGAAGGCACUCGAAUGGUAUUUGAGUACUCACCUCGAACUCAUACAAUCCUACCAAGACAUCUCUCAGUCGGGAUCUUCACUACCAAGCACAUUUACCAAUCCUAGCUCUCCUACAAUGGUUACGACAGACCUUCCAACACCGCAAUUUUUGGGUGAUGUGGUUCAACAGCACCCAAACACGCAGCUCGCCUUUUCCAGCUCUUCAAUGGCUACCGAUAACGACGUACUAUUCAAAGACUCGGAUUUUUUGGAAUUAACAGACAUGAACUCAUAUGAUCCCUGUGAAUUUACGAUAGAAGAAUCCCAUGAAAAAGGAGCAACACGACAUAAUGACUCGGCAUACGAAUCUAUGAGUGCCAAACAGAGCAUUCGGCAUCUACCUGGGUAAUUAGGGCGUCAUGGUUAUAUGAUGAGUGCUGGAUGCACGGUUAUGUUGCUGGAAAUUCGGCAAGAGGAUACGUCGGUAGGCAUGGUGAAGGUCCGGUGAAAGCAGUCUGGAUCAGGUAAAUUGACAUGUAGUAAUGUGGGGUAGGAUUGAACCGACAUCAACAUUAAUAUACGAAUGGGCUAAAUGUGUUUAGCCCAGGCAUUAUGAACAGGAUAAAUGAUGCAGAUUGAUGCGAGAUGUAUUGAUAUUCUAAAUCGGGGUACAUAGAAUCACCUCCUUAAAACGACAAUAGUAAUUGAGACUGGUAGUCCCCUCAGU